AUGUAUGAUUUAACAAAUAAAUUUAUUGUUAUAAAAACAUUUUCCAAAGAGUUGGAGUUUACCAAUUUUCCCAUCUUUAGAUUGACUAUUUCACUAGGAUCAUAUGGAUUCAUUGGUACACCCGUAAUUUUUGGACUUUCAAAAUUUGUCAGAAGUAUAUGGCCAACUGUAGAUCAAGAGGGAAUCGUAUUGGGAACUCAAUUCUUUGUUUUCUCUGUCAUUUUCUAUGACAUUAUAGAUACCAACGAACUAGAAUUAGGAAUUAAAGUUAUCAGUAGAGUAAUCAAUAUUUUUAAAUUUGGAAAACUCCAAGAGGAUGCCACACCACUCGAAAACAUUGCUUUUGAUUUCUUUCAGAAUUUGAAAAUUAGAGUUGGAGAACAACAUCCAUUAAUGAAUCUAUUCACAAACGCUUUCAUUGAUUAUUUUGACAACCUAAUCCCUUGGCAAAAUAUGAAGUUUCAAUUAUCAAAAUAUUAA
Heterostelium album PN500 is the source of this 480-nucleotide messenger RNA. RefSeq lists its product as uncharacterized. The transcript has 4 exons. NCBI's taxonomy places the organism in Eukaryota, Evosea, Eumycetozoa, Acytosteliales, Acytosteliaceae. Bases 1 to 480 code for a protein of 159 amino acids. The record is from RefSeq and is a predicted model, not a curated record.